AUGCUCAGGGCAGCCGCCGCGACGCUGCUGCAGCGGGCCUCGCUGCCCUCCUCUGCGGCCUUCACCGCUGCAGCCUUGGACCUGCCCUGCUCCUUUGUGCCGCACAACGAGCUGCCCUGCAAGCCCAGGACCAGCGGCCUCACCGAGAUCCGGGGCCCAUACUACACACCUGUGACACCUACAUAUUUGCGCGAGUUGCUAGAUGCGGUGGGCCAUGCCGUGGAUGGGCUGAAGUUUGCUGGCGGAGCCUUCCACGUGAUGAACAGGCGCGCUGUGAAGGCGCUCAACGACGAGGCCCACAAGCAUGAUGUGUACACCAGCACGGGAGGAUGGAUCGAGCAUGUGCUGGCCACGGGGCGCAGCCGGGAGACGGUACAGCAGUACCUGGCAGAGUGCAAGGUGCUGGGGUUUGACACAGUCGAGGUCUCCACCGGCUUCAUCAGCCUGCCUGACGACGACCUGGUGCGCCUGGUCAAAGACGUGCGGGCGGCAGGGCUGAGGCCCAAGCCCGAGGUUGGCAUACAGUUUGGUGCGGGCGGCGACAGCUCGGCGGCGGAGUUGGCAGCGGAGGGGACGCUGGAUGUGUCCUGGGCCAUUCGCCGGGCGCGGCGCUGCCUGGAGGCGGGCGCUGAGAUGGUCAUGAUUGAGUCUGAAGGCGCGGGCAUCACAGAGGACGUUGCCUCCUGGUGCACCAACGUGGUGUCCAGGCUGGUGGAUGCGGUGGGGCUGGAGCACCUCCAGUUUGAAGCUGCCGACCCGCCGGUGUUCAGCUGGUACAUCAAAACUUUUGGCGCUGGGGUCAAUCUGUUUGUGGACCACUCGCAGAUCGUGCAGCUGGAGUGCCUCAGGCGCGGCAUCUGGGGAACCAAGAGCACGUGGGGGCGCCUGUUGACCUAUGGCAAUGGCGGCGGCAGUGGCGCCAGCAGUGGCGGUGCCAGCACCCCUCAGCGGGAAGCAUGA
This is a messenger RNA of Chlorella variabilis, 960 nucleotides long. RefSeq lists its product as hypothetical. The record is from RefSeq and is a predicted model, not a curated record. The coding region runs from base 1 to 960 and encodes 319 amino acids. The transcript is spliced from 6 exons. NCBI's taxonomy places the organism in Eukaryota, Viridiplantae, Chlorophyta, Trebouxiophyceae, Chlorellales, Chlorellaceae.